GUGGAAGUUCUCCUUCAACCAUGGCAGGGACCAGGAGCCUGUGUUUCUUGGCUGUUGUGCUCACAGCCCUAGGCGGGUGCCUGGGCUCGGAGCAGGACGCGCAGUGCCCGGGCGCCGUGGCGGUGCCGAAGCGCAUCGACUGCCACCCGCAGCCCGGCGCUUCCCGGGAGGCCUGCGAGGCGCGGGGCUGCACCUGGUGCUCCACCGACGUGCCCAACGCGCCCUGGUGCUUCUUCCCUGAGGACAGUCCCUACGGCUACGCCCGGAGUGGGAACGCCGAGAAGACGGCCAAAGGCUGGAGAAUCACACUGAACAAGCGCCAGGCCUUGACCCUCUUUGGAAAUGACAUUUCCCCGAUCGUCUUCGAAGUGGAGUUCCAGACAAAGGACAGACUCCGGUUCAGGUUCUACGAUCCCAACAAGCAGCGGUUUGAAGUCCCACUGAAGAUCGAUGGCCCUGGGGUUACUGCUGAAGAGGCCAACUACGAGGUGGAGUUCUCGGAUGACUCCACACACUUCACGAUCAAGAGGAAAAGCACCGGCACCGUGCUGUGGGACAGUCCCCUGGUUGAUCUGUUUUUCUCCAACCAGUUCCUUCAGAUCACCACCACUGUGCCAUCCACUUCUGUGUAUGGGUUUGGCGAACAUGAGCACCCAACCUUCAAGCACAACAUGGACUUUGUCACCUAUGGCAUGUUCUCCAGGGACCAGGCACCAACGUCAUUUGCCAACCUCUAUGGAGUUCACCCUUUCUAUAUGUGCGUAGAACCGGACUCCAAUGCCCAUGGUGUUCUCCUUCUGAACUCCAACGCACAAGAUGUUACUCUGUCUCCAAACCCAUCUUUAACUUUCCGCACCAUUGGAGGGAUCCUCGACUUCUAUCUCUUCAUGGGACCGACUCCUGAAAACGUGGUUCAGCAAUACACUGAAGCCAUUGGACGCCCACACAUGCCAGCCUACUGGUCUCUGGGAUUCCAGCUCUCCCGAUGGGGCUACAACAGCCUUGAUGUGUUAAAGGAAACUGUCGAUCGCAUGAAGCACUAUGACAUCCCAUAUGAUGUCCAGCAUUAUGACAUUGACUACAUGGAACGUCGCCUGGACUUUACCUAUGAUAAAGUGAAUUUUGCUGGUCUGCCAGAGUUCAUGAAGGAGAUGAAGAAGAAUGGAAAGCAUAAUGUUGUGAUUCUGGACCCUUUCAUAACCAAGGAUGAGGAGCCAGGCACUUACAGACCUUAUGAACUCGGCCAGGAAAUGGGAGUGUGGAUCAACAACUCUGAUGGCGUGACUCCUGCUGUUGGGCGGGCCUGGCCUCCUGGAGAUUCUGUGUUUCCUGACUAUACCAACCCCAGGACAGUGGAAUGGUGGACCCAGUUGUGUCUGGAGUUUAAGGAUGUCCUUGACUACGAUGGGAUCUGGAUUGAUAUGAAUGAACCAUCCAAUUUCAUGAGAGGCCAGUAUCCUGGAUGUGCUGAUAAUGAAAUCAAUAACCCUCCUUACACUCCUAGAAUCUCUGAUCGUUCCCUGGCGGAAAAGACACUGUGUCCUGACUCCAAGACUUACCUUGGAGACCAUUACAACACACACUCUCUCUUUGGCUGGGCACAGACAGAACCAACUUUCAAUGUUGUCCAGCAGGCAACUGGAAAGAGGGCAUUUGUCUUGAGUCGGUCCACGUUUGUUGGCAGUGGGAAGCACAGCGCUCACUGGCUCGGUGACAACUUCUCACGGUGGAAGGAUCUGCGCCGCUCCGUCAUUGGAAUCCUGGAAUUCAACCUCUUUGGCAUUCCCUAUAUUGGUGCUGAUAUCUGUGGGUUUAACUACAACACUACCUACGAACUCUGCCUGCGCUGGAUGCAGCUUGGCUCUUUCUAUCCAUUUUCCAGAAAUCACAAUGCAGAGGGAAACAGCGAACAAGACCCAGCCGUGUUUGGAGAUGCUUUUGCCAAGAUAUCUCGUGCUACUCUUCGGAUCAGAUACUCCCUGCUGCCAUACUUAUACACCCUGUUCUACGAGUCUCACGUUCACGGAGGCACGGUGGUGCGGUCACUGAUGCACGAAUUUACCUCUGAUCAGGAGACUCAUGGAAUAGAUACUGCCUUCCUUUGGGGACCUGCCUUUAUGAUUGCUCCUGUUCUUGAAGAGGCAAGUACUGUAAUUAAAAAUGCCAUCAUACUGGAAAAAAAAGAAACUAAUGUUGCUUAG
This is a messenger RNA of Hirundo rustica (Barn swallow), 2201 nucleotides long. Its product is annotated as sucrase-isomaltase, intestinal-like. Gene Ontology annotation, molecular function: alpha-1,4-glucosidase activity; carbohydrate binding. Lineage: Eukaryota; Metazoa; Chordata; Aves; Passeriformes; Hirundinidae. Gene Ontology annotation, biological process: carbohydrate metabolic process. The record is from RefSeq and is a predicted model, not a curated record. Bases 21 to 2201 code for a protein of 726 amino acids. The transcript is spliced from 17 exons.